Molecule: messenger RNA, 1517 nt
Organism: Ruditapes philippinarum (Manila clam)
Lineage: Eukaryota; Metazoa; Mollusca; Bivalvia; Venerida; Veneridae
Product: acyl-coenzyme A thioesterase 13-like
Exons: 3
Coding region: 70-498 (142 amino acids)
Molecular function (GO): fatty acyl-CoA hydrolase activity
Source: RefSeq, a predicted model, not a curated record
CCCUUCAACUUACCGGAUGUUUACAAAUGUUUAAGGUCACCCUUGUACAUGUUAGCUUAAUUUGUUAAUAUGGCAUCAAAAAAUACGCUACAACUUAUAAGAACAAUUGUGGAACAUUCGACAAAAGGAGCACUUGGCUUUGAAAACAUUUUGAAUAAGGUGAAAGUAACAAGCGGUGGGGGAGGGGCGUGCACGUGUGAAAUGCGGGUGGCAGAAGAACAUCAGAAUAGGGCUGGUACCUUGCAUGGCGGUAUGACCUGUACUCUGGUUGAUGCUGUAUCAACAUGGGCGCUCCUAGGGACAGAUGAGCCGGUAGCCGGUGUUAGUGUAGACUUAAGUGUGUCGUUUAUGAGAGGAGCUAAAGUGGGAGACGAUAUCAUUAUUGACGCAAAGAUGUUGAAAAGAGGCAAAAGAUUAGCAUUUUUGACCGUAGAUAUAACAAAUAAGUUAGACGGAAAUCUUUUAGCGCAAGGAAAACAUACAAAAUAUAUUGGGUGAUCAGUAAAUAGUCAUGUAAGCGGGUGUUACAUUAAGAAUCAAAGUUUCUGAACUUUGUUGCUUAAAAACCUGGAUUUUGUUUUAAUGCGUUGCUUUAAAUGUUAUUUAAUAACAUGACGCAAAUCUGCAUUCACAUGUGUGAACAAAUGCACUCAAAGGAAAGACAUAUCAUGGUAUUUAUAAACUAGUGGUCGUUUUUUGGAAGUUAGUUUUUUCCGUUAUAUCAAUGUAGGGCUAUCAAAUAGUGGCUUUUAUUUGCACGUUUAUCUUUAUUCAACGGUGACCUUUCACACAGGUUUAAUUGUAUGACAUUUUAUAAAUGAAUCACCAUACAAAGAACAAAUAUACUAACAUUGACACGAUAAAUAGAAAUUAAUAAUGGUGUACAUUGUCAAAACUUAUUUGAAAUUGAUUAAUUUCGUGUUACGUUGUCAAAUAAUAGAAAUAUCUCUUUUUUUAAGUACGCGGAAACAAGAUGUUAAUAUCUAAGCCGAUCCUAAUGGCAAAGUGUACACAUAUUAUAAUAAACAUUUGUCCUUAAAAAAUAGGAAUAUUUUAUGUUAAAUUCAUGGCAAUGCAUUAUACAUGUACAUUUAUAGGUACUCAGGGUGGGUGAUCAAGUGACAUUUGUUUACGGUAACAUUGGGCCCAUGACUUAAAGCUACAUGCCUCCAGAUGAGUCAAAACAUUUCAAUAAAAUCAAACUUGAGAAAAAUGUUCUAAGAUGUAAGAAAAAGUAAAAAAAAAAGAUUAAAGUAAUAUUUUACAUAUUUUGUGCGAUUAAUGACUGAUUUUUUCAGUAUUUACAACUAUAUUUCUACUGCGUUACUAACGCAGUUAAGGGUUUUAGGCAUAUUUUGAUCACUUUUUGGCAAUUUACGUGGUUGGUAAGUGCCAUUGAUAAUGUGUAAAUUACUUCCUUCUGGUUACUUCACAAUAUUACACAUUCAAUUACGUUUUUCAAAAUUUUCAUGAAAAUUAGCAUGAAUCUGGAGGCGUGCUGCUUUAAACUUUGUUUU